Molecule: messenger RNA, 1820 nt
Organism: Colius striatus (speckled mousebird)
Lineage: Eukaryota; Metazoa; Chordata; Aves; Coliiformes; Coliidae
Gene: BID
Product: BH3 interacting domain death agonist
Exons: 7
Coding region: 266-823 (185 amino acids)
Biological process (GO): positive regulation of extrinsic apoptotic signaling pathway; apoptotic mitochondrial changes; positive regulation of intrinsic apoptotic signaling pathway
Cellular component (GO): cytosol; cytoplasm; mitochondrion
Source: RefSeq, a predicted model, not a curated record
UAGAGGACGCGCGGCGGGAGCGGGAGCUGCAGCGCGCCGCCCGGCUCACCGUGCCGCUGAGAGCGCUCCCGCCACGGUCUCAUCAGUCAUACAAGUGACUGACUUGCAGGGUUUAGGGACAAGCCAAGGCAAAAAACUUCCCCUGUGCAUCUGCAGUGUGUAACAUCUGAUUGCAACUAGACGAGGCUGCUCUGUACUAAGAAAGGGCAAGGACUUCUGGUCUGAAGCAGAGGGUGACAAGAACCAUUCUGUCUCUGAAUCCAUCAUGGAACAGAUCAAUGGAUCUGUCCAGGUGGAGCACAUGCUGCUCUACACCUUCCUGGAGGUAUCCUCUGACUGUAAGUUCAAAGAGCAGCUGCAUUCCCUGCAAAGCCAGAGGAUUGUGGAACUGUGCUAUGAUGAGGAGAUGGAACUUCAGACGGAUGGCAAUCGGAGUGGUCACUUGCAGAACGGUGAGCCAAUGUCUGACCCCGAGGUAAACGAAGCGGUUAUCCGGAUCAUUGCUGCUCAGCUCGCCCAGAUUGGAGACCAGUUUGAUAACAAAAUCAGAGCAAGAGUAGUAAAUGAUCUAGUGCAGCACUUUCUGAAUGAGAAUCUGUCUGCAGAGGAGAUAACUCGUCGCAUGUCAGAGGCUGUGGAAGGGCUUGCCCGAGCCAUCCCCUUGGACAUGGAACAGGAGAAGGUCACAUUGGUGCUAGCAAUGGUCUUAACUAAAAAAAUUGCCAAUACAAUGCCCUCCCUUCUGCAUCGUGUCUUCAGCACCACUGUGAACUACAUCAGCCAGCAGCUUCACAACUACAUUGUCAGAAUGCUGCGUGAGUGAGAGCCCAUCCUGCCCUGCGGACAGCCUGAAUUCCUGAAGACUUCUUACUUUCCUUGCAAAUCCCUCUCUCUGCUCUGAACUUCUGAGGUACAGCUGUGAAGGGCAGGCAGAGCUUCAUAGAUAGGCUUUUGUAGACUAGCACAGCGAUGUCAGUAGCGUGAGCUGCGUGCCAGCUCUGCCAGUGCCUGUAAGGAGUAGUGUGUUUUUUUUAUCCUCUCUCAUUUUACAAUAGCCUUUUCUUUUCUGUCCUUAGCAGUAGCUGACUUUGUGCAGACUCUGGGUUGUGCCUCCAGAGGAAAUGCUGUGGGCACAGAGCCUGCCCUCUCAGUAUUAUUUUUCUUUUUUCUAGUCAUCUGUAGCAUUUUGCAUCAGUUAUUCUCUUCCCCUCAGCUCAGGGUGCUGCUGCUGAGCCAUGCUCAAUGUUAACUGUUCACUGGAAGGCCUCUGGCCAUAGAAUUCGUGGUUGAUCAGCACAGAUCACCAAGGAGGGGGGGAAGAAACAAGUCAGGUCUAUCUUAAAGAGGAGCUGGCAACAAAGAGGGGAACCCUAAAGGGAUUAGGGCUGUUUGGCCAAGGAAGGCUGGUGUAUCAAUAGCCAUCAAGCCAUGCUUGCUUGGAAAAUAAAAUCAAACUGUAAAGAAAAGGGUAGGGGUAGGUACAAAGCCAAUUCUUUCAGGGAAUACAACCUGGAUAUGCUUGAGGAAAAGUGUUUAGCUUUAUAAUAUCUUGCUAUGAAAAGAAAGAAGGCAUCAACCUUGGAUCAGGAAAGAAUACUUGAUAUCUCUAAGGCGUGUGGAGCAUCACAUCUCAGGUUCAACAAACUUGGACUCAGGUUGUUUGAUAUGUACCUGUAAUCACACACAAGCUGGCAAAGGCUUCACCUGUGGUCCAACUGCCUCAGAAGUUUAAAAUGUAAAUAUUGUACGGGUGGUUUUUUUUUAACUUAAAUAAAAUUGUCAGUUCUCAUGGCAAUACAGCUCUUAAGCUUUUCAAUUUC